AUGGUCAACAUUAGUCAAGAAUCAAGUGCUUUUUUUCAAACUGAUGCUGAAAUUGCUAAACUAAAAGAAAAGGAAGCUAAAUACAACUAUACAAAAGGGGAUGCCAUCAAAUUAUCUUCUAAAGCAUUAGAGAUCCAGCUUGAUAAAAAUAAGAAAUACAUGUAUGUAGCUGAAUCAGGUUUCUUAGUUAGAAAGAUUUCUUUAACUACAUCAAAAACAGUUAAACUUUUUAAAGGUCAUCAAGGACCUGUGACAAGUAUUGCAUUAUCAGACGACAGACUUUGGACUGGUUCCUGGGAUAAGACAAUUAAACAAUGGGACUUGAUGACAGGCGAAUGUUUAGCCACUUUGGAAGGACAUACUGAUUUUGUUAAAUCACUUGUGAUUGUAGGUGAUUUUCUUUAUUCAGGCUCAUCGGAUGGUUUCCUUCGUAAAUGGAAUAGAAACACUUUAGAUUGUGUAACAGCUGAAAAGAAACAUAAACGAGCGAUUGAAAGUUUAGCAGCCUCUGAAUCAGGUCAAUGGAUUUAUUCAGCCUCCUCUGAUGGACAUGUAUUAAAAUGGGAUGCAGAUACGAUGCAAGUACUUCAAACCUAUCAAGGGCAUGAUACAAGUGUGUAUUGUGUUCGAGUCUGGGAAGAAGAUCUCUGGACGGCUUCUGCAGAUAAAACAGUGAGACGAUGGCAUACAGAGACAGGUCAACAAGACAUGGUCCUAACUCAUCCAGAUCGAGUCAAGUCAAUUGUUCUCGCAGGACCUUAUAUCGUCACGGGUUCAAGUGAUGAUAUGAUCCGUGUUUGGGAUAUUGGAUCAGGUCAACUGUUAUGUACCAUUGAAGGUCAUUUUGAUGAAGUAAGCAGUUUAGAUAUCUUGGGUUCAACCCUUUAUAGUGGAUCAUUAGAUUGCUCAGUUAGAAAAUGGAGUCUGACAGUAGACUCUAUGAAACAUUAUAAUGAGUCAAGAUUAAGAUUAGAAAAGAAGGAAGAAAAACAAAUUAGUUUAACUGAAAAUGAAGAACGUGAAUUAGAAGAAUUGUUAAUGUCAGAUGAUGAUGAAUAA
Messenger RNA from Cokeromyces recurvatus, 1059 nucleotides. RefSeq names its product WD40-repeat-containing domain protein. Gene Ontology annotation, biological process: proteasome-mediated ubiquitin-dependent protein catabolic process; ubiquitin recycling. Gene Ontology annotation, molecular function: ubiquitin binding. The transcript is spliced from 2 exons. The record is from RefSeq and is a predicted model, not a curated record. Gene Ontology annotation, cellular component: nucleus; cytoplasm. Lineage: Eukaryota; Fungi; Mucoromycota; Mucoromycetes; Mucorales; Mucoraceae. The coding region runs from base 1 to 1059 and encodes 352 amino acids.